GGUUCUCUCCAACGGGACAUAGUUGAGUAAUUUUAUUCAAUGCAUUUGAAUUUUCGAUAAGUGUUUUUCUAGUGAGAAAUUAUAACUGCAGUGUGUUGUUGAAAUGAGCGCUUGGAAAGAUAAUGAAGAGAUCGAAAUAUUUCGUGAAUAUCUGCGUAUACCAAGUGUACAUCCGGAUAUAGACUAUGCACCGACGGUGGAUUUUCUUAAAAAGCAGGCGAAGGAGUUAGGCUUGCCAAUUGCGGUGUAUCAUCCCGGCAGUGUAGACAAGCCAGUUGUCGUAAUUACAUGGGUGGGACAACAACCGGAACUACCGACAAUUAUGUUGAACUCACACAUGGAUGUGGUGCCAGUUUAUCCCGACAAAUGGACCCAUCCACCCUUCGCUGCUGAAAUCGAUGAGGAGGGUCGUAUAUUUGCGCGCGGUUCACAGGACAUGAAAUGUGUGGCCAUGCAAUAUCUGGCAGCGAUACGGGUGUUGCGUAAAAACGGCGUGAGCUUGAAACGCACCGUACACGUGACAUUUUUGCCGGACGAGGAAACCAGUGGUCCAAUGGGUAUGAAGGCCUUUGUGCAGUCCGCAGAGUUCAAAAACUUAAAUGUUGGUUUCUGUUUCGAUGAAGGCAUUGCUUCAGUCGACGCAACAUUUCCAGUUUUCUAUGCGGAAAGAAGUCUUUGGCACGUGCAUUUUAUUAUUAGCGGCACUGCUGGACACGGUUCGUUGUUGCACAAGAAUACUGUUGGCGAGAAACUCAACUAUAUUAUGAAUAAAUUGUUCGAAUUUAGACAACACGAAGUCGAGCGUCUAGAUAAAGAUCCAACUUUGCAGCUUGGCGAUGUCACCACCAUCAAUUUGACCGUUCUUAAGGGUGGUGUACAAAGUAAUGUGGUGCCACCGACAAUUGAAGCGGUGUUUGAUAUGCGUUUGGCAUUGAAUGUGGAACACGAUGUAUUUGAUAGAAAGCUCAAAGCGUGGUGCGCAGAAGCUGGCGGCGGUGUGGAAAUUGUGUAUGAGCAAAAUGAACCCAAGGUUGAAGCUACAAAAAUUGAUAAUACCAAUCCGUACUGGGUAGCAUUUGAGAAAACUAUAAAAGAUUUAAACCUCAAAAUCCAACCACUUGUAUUUCCCGCAGGCACUGAUAGCUUUUAUAUACGCGGUCUAGGCAUACCCGCUAUCGGGUUUUCACCCAUAAAUAAUACACCCGUGUUGUUGCAUGAUCACGAUGAAUUUCUGCAAGCGGAUGUCUACUUAAAAGGCAUUGAAAUUUAUAAAAACGUUAUAACGGCUGUUGCUAAUGUUUAAAAAUAAAAUAAAAAAUACUUUUUUUAAUUGA
Zeugodacus cucurbitae (melon fly) is the source of this 1334-nucleotide messenger RNA. Its product is annotated as aminoacylase-1. Bases 104 to 1303 code for a protein of 399 amino acids. Lineage: Eukaryota; Metazoa; Arthropoda; Insecta; Diptera; Tephritidae. The transcript has 7 exons. The record is from RefSeq and is a predicted model, not a curated record. Gene Ontology annotation, cellular component: cytoplasm. Gene Ontology annotation, molecular function: aminoacylase activity. Gene Ontology annotation, biological process: amino acid metabolic process.